This is a messenger RNA of Rhodamnia argentea, 2326 nucleotides long. RefSeq lists its product as uncharacterized. Lineage: Eukaryota; Viridiplantae; Streptophyta; Magnoliopsida; Myrtales; Myrtaceae. The record is from RefSeq and is a predicted model, not a curated record. Gene Ontology annotation, molecular function: RNA binding; zinc ion binding. The coding region runs from base 695 to 2107 and encodes 470 amino acids. The transcript is spliced from 5 exons.
UGCUAGGGUUUCCCUGUCACCUUCCUCCCUCCCUUGCAGGUAACUCUGCUCUCUCUCUCUCUCUCUCUCUCCCCCACACAGGAACGUAGCUGCAGAGGUAGUAGAACAGUUGUUGCGAUGCGAAGGCUCACCGCAUUGUGUAAUGUCUGCUAUUUUUGACGUGAUCUGCUGAUAAUCGUGCAUCUGCAGCUCCUGUAGUUGUCGGAGUAUGCGCACACACAGUCAUUCACAUUGAUGAGCCCGUCGAUUGUUUCCGUAAGAGAUCAUGUCUACGCCCUUUUCGUGCAGGGUUUUGUGCGCGCGCCUGUUGUUUGUGCGGUUUUCUUUUUUCCGACAGAAAUCCAGUUUUGCGGGUCAGAAUCUCGUUUCCGAGACUACAUUCUUUGUUUCGCGUCCAACUGUUCUGGAUUGUUUUCCUUAACGCAGUUCGAAUUUUUCUCCUUUUCCCCCUUCAUCGGUCCUUCAUAUUGUGCUGAUGACGUAGCAGUUGCCCGUCACUCGGUUUUGUUCCGAUGAGCUCUUGGGUUGCUCAUUGUCCUUCAAAGCCAUUUAGAGUUAGUUCUAAAGUGGCAUAACCGAAUCUGUAAAAACGCACAUGGUGUUGUUAUAUUCAUUUCAUCAGGUUCUUCUGUCAAAAGUGUAGGCAAUAUUGCUGAUGAUUAUCUAAGUUUAUGCUCUGUGUUUGACAGGGAUAAUGGCACAGGUUUAUGUUGGUAACCUGGAUUCUAAUGUUACCGAAGUUGAUCUCGAGGAUGCAUUCAGCGCAUUUGGAAUUAUAACAAGUGUAUGGGUUCCACGAAGACCAUCAAGAUAUGCUUUUAUUAAUUUUUAUGACCAUUUGGGGGCACAAGCUGCAAUCAGUGAGCUAAAUGGUAAAGAUGGGUGGAGAGUUGAGCUCUCUCAUAACUCUAGUGGUGGACGUGGUGGUCGAUCUGGCGGUUCUGAUUUCCAGUGUUAUGAAUGUGGCGAGCCUGGACACUUUGCUCGGGAGUGUCGCCUGCGUGUGGGUUCACAAGGAUGUCAAAGUCACACUCCAAGAUCCAGCAGGAGCACAAGCAAUGGUCAAAGGUCUUUCACUAUGGCCUCUCCUCGAAGAUCUCUGACCCCUACCUGCUGGAGAGCCACACAAAUGGAUCCCGAAGAACAAAAUAACCGGAUUGUUGAACUCGAGAAUCAGCUGAGUGAACUCAAGAAUCAGAUGAGUGAUCUCAAGAACCUGGUGGCACAGCAAAUUCAUUGUUUUGACCAGAUCAAAGAACUUUCGCUUCCUUCGCCACAAGCCAAAGUGACAGCUUCUGCAUCAGCUCCCAAAGAACUCGACGUUGGCUCUAAUGGUAGAGCGGUCUUGAAAGACGGCCCAUCCAAUGCUCCAGAUUUGGAGGAGUUAAAUCCAGUAAUUCCCAUGAUAGUGGCGCGAAGGGAAGAAGAGACGAUUAAGAGGUUAGCCAAGGUGGUGAGGCUGUCAGAGAGGACUAAGCAAGCGAGGCUGUUAGAGAGGAGUAAGCGGAGAGCCAAGUUAGGCGAAAAACUCAGGCUAUUGGAACGACUGGAGGUGCUGGGAACCGAAGACCUUUCGUACUACACUGAAUUUAAAGUACCAGAGACAUUUGAGAUGCCUGAGUUUAACAGGUACGACGGUUUCGGGAAUCCAAUAGUUCAUCUCAACCAUUUUAUGAUGAAGAUGGCAAGCUAUGCCGAGAAUGCGCCACUUAUGAUUCGAGCUUUCGAAGAAAGCUUGACGGGACCAGCGCUGCAAUGGUUUUACUGUCGCAAGAUUCAUAUGCUGGAUACAUGGGAGGAGGUGUCGGACGCCUUUCUGCAACUCUAUGAGUUUAACCUGGUGUUUACCCCCACCCGCGACGUCUUGGCGCGAGCAGAAAUGAAGAGGGGUGAAUCAUUUGGAGCCUAUGCACGAAGGUGGCAUAGCUUAGCAGCAGAAGUAUUGCCGGCUUUGUCAGAUGAAGAGAUGGUAAAGCUUUUUCUGAGAACUCUGCCUUCGGAAUAUCGCUCCCGGAUGAUAGGGUCAUUCUGUGGUACCUUUUCAAACCUAGUGAUGGUGGGAGACGAAGUUGAAGGAGCGAUCCGGGAUGGUCAAUUGGCUGCUUGAGCGGGGGUAGCUGGGCAAAGCAGCUCCGGUUGUAACUGCACUUUCAACUAAUGGCUCCAACUCAAGACGGAGCACACACCGGCAAUUGCUCUCUUCCUCUCAAUAAUUCCUCUCCCUUGAACUUUUGUAUGUUGCUGCACAUAGCCCUUAAGUAGUGCAAAUUAAAAUCUUUUUACGCGUCUCUUUUGUUUGUGAUAAUCACGAACUCUGUUUUCUCAA